Messenger RNA from Rasamsonia emersonii CBS 393.64, 1377 nucleotides. RefSeq lists its product as uncharacterized. The coding region runs from base 1 to 1377 and encodes 458 amino acids. The transcript has 2 exons. The record is from RefSeq and is a predicted model, not a curated record. NCBI's taxonomy places the organism in Eukaryota, Fungi, Ascomycota, Eurotiomycetes, Eurotiales, Trichocomaceae.
AUGCUCGCUCCAGACAAGUACUUCGACAGCGUGGCGUUCUGGAAGCAGGCGUACGCCAAGUCCGAAGCCACGCAGAGCAAGCUCCUCGACCGGAUCUAUGACCUGGAGCAGCGCAAUGAGGCGCUCCUGGUCAAGCUGAAGCCUGAAGUCGCUGAUGAGCAACUACUCCAAGGACCAGAGAAGCGCAAGGGGAGCAGCGAUCCGGGUGUUUCUGGUGCGGCGAGGAAACGGGCAAAGACGGCUGCUUCGGCCAGGCCAUCUACGGCUGGAACUGGGCGGGGGAAGCUGGAUGAGUUUAUGCAUGAUGUCAAAUAUGAGGAAGCGAACCUUGCAAAGAAACCCAACUACUCGGUUAUCGUCCUGAAUGCAGUCGACCUGUGCAAGGCAGCAGAGUCAGCGGUCCUGGCCAUCCACGAGACACAAGCGUCAGGCCGGUCCAAGGCGACUGACACAUUAAAAGAACAGGAUCCCAGUCCGAUAUCUGUACUCUGCGCGCUUGAACUUGCUUACGAGCUCCUCUGCCAAGGGCUGAACAAGCUAGCAAGCUCUGCAGAAGGAAGAAAACACGAAGGACAUCUUGUCUACCAUUUGGUUUCCCUGUUCGAGACCAUCCUCCGUGCUCUGGAGCAACGAAGCAAAACCACAGCCAAACUCGAAGAAGAGAACUCUCCACAACGCAAGCAAGCCAAAAAGCAGAAGCAAGCCGCCAAGUCCAACAAACAGGAAAGGACACCCACCACCAAGCCUGAUGACGAGGACCAAGUCUCCCAAGGUAUUGUCCGCUUGCUUGCUGCGAUGAUGCUGCUGUCCGGCAGCAACUCUGUCGCUACUCAUCGAGACCUGCUGGAAGGGUAUCUCUUCGUGCUCCUCAGCCGCGUGGGGAAGAUUCUCUGCGUGUUCGAAUUCCGCGACCUGCUUCUACGACCGGAUCUGCGCGCCGCCCCGGACAAGCUGCCCAUGCCGCAGGGUCUCUUGCAAGCAGACACGGACGACGCGGCAAUGCGGGCAGCAGAGAUGGAAGCAAAAUACUUAACCUGGCUCCUGGAACGGGCGAUGGCCGUUGUCUAUUCCUUAUCCAUGAAAUCGGCUUCUAGCAACAACAAUGCUGCCAACAAUAAAAAUAAUAAUGGCACCGUCGAAGAAGAGGGACCAAACGGGCCGCUCCUCCGCUUCGCCAAAAGAAAGCUGCAGAGCACGCUCCUGAAAGCCGUUUUCGGUGAGGAGCAUCCUGCGUUCGUUGAGCGACUCAAACGUCCCCGGUUGUUGCCUGAGGCGGCGCUUGCGCAGCCGCGUGCUGCAGAGGAGUCUGCGCUGGAUUGGUUUCCGCGGGAGGUAUGGCGACUGCUUGGGUGGGAUAUGCUUGCUGAGGUGAAGUAA